Molecule: messenger RNA, 2219 nt
Organism: Globicephala melas (long-finned pilot whale)
Lineage: Eukaryota; Metazoa; Chordata; Mammalia; Artiodactyla; Delphinidae
Gene: PFN4
Product: profilin family member 4
Cellular component (GO): cell cortex
Molecular function (GO): actin monomer binding
Source: RefSeq, a predicted model, not a curated record
AUGAGCCAUUUGCAGAACUUACUGUUAGAUACACUCCUGGGAACGAAGCAUGUAGACAGUGCAGCCCUCAUCAAACUCCAGGAGCCGAGCCUAUGUGUAGCAUCACCUGGAUUUAGUGUAAUGCCCAGUGAUGUCCGAACACUUGUGGAUGGAUUUGCCAAGAACCCUUUGAAAACCAGAAGAGAAGGAUUGUAUUUCAAGGAGAAGGACUACAAAUGUGUCCGGGCAGAUGACUAUUCUCUUUAUGCUAAGAGUGAAAAUACUGGUGUGGUUGUUGUGAAGACCCGUCUGUAUCUUCUGGUGGCAACUUACACUGAGGGCAUGUAUCCUAGUGUCUGUGUGGAAGCCACAGAGAAAUUGGGAGAAUAUCUAAGAAGAAAAGGAAAUUAAGUCAUCAGAGGACUAUGAAAGACAGCUUUUAUGAUUUUAGAAGAAAACUAUAGAUCCUAAAGAAAAAGUAAUGCCUUAUAUUGUGGUUGAAAAAUACUAGGCAGAAGAUACUGAAAAGGAAGAAUGAGUUAAGGAAGCAAUUUUUCUUAUUUCAAGAGAUCCUCUUCUUUAAUUGGAAUUACUUAGUCCACUUUAUUUGUUCCUUUUUUUUUUUUUUAGUGUUGGUCAUUGGCAUGAAUGUGAGGCAUUUCACAGGGCAUAUGAUAGUUUCACAGGGCAUUUCUGUUGGGAGACUCCUCCAUGAGUCUCUGUAUUCCCACACAUCUUGCUAGGUAUGCCAAGAAUACAAGGCCCUAACCACUCUUCAUGCAGACCAUUUCAGGGUUAUGUUGCAGGAAGCAACCUUGAAAAAUGAAGUGAUGUCUCCCUUCAGAACCAAGGGCAAGCUUGCUUACUGCUUGCUCUGAAAGAGGUAGAUUCCCUGAAUUCAGUGUUCCUGUCCUAGAGUGCAGCUCACUGCAUGUGUGGCAUCUAUCUGGUCCACAUCACCCCUGUGGGACCUGGGGAAAAGGGGAACCAAUGUAAAGACCACCCAACAACAGGCCACUUGUCAAGGUAUCUGAGGGACACACUGCACUCCCCACCAUCUGCAGGCAUCUGAUUUUGUUGAGCACUGGAAAGGUCUUCCCAAAAAUCAACUCAAAAAGAUUUCUGACUCCACCUCCCUCACUUCCUCCUAGUCCACACAACUUAGUGGGGUCAAUGAAUACAGCCUUCCCCAGAAAGGGUUCAUCUCCUCUUGGUCACCUCCUGGGUGAUGAUCAGAAUGAUGAGGGUAGAGAGUAUAUAUAACCUAUUUUGAAAAUUCAGGAUUCUACCCUGAUCAUUCCUGGCCAUGGUGCAUCUUUCUUUCUCCUAAUAGCAACCCCAGGCCAGUCUGUUUGUACAGCCUCCAAGUGUCCCUAGGGAGGGAAUACCAUAGGCCACUGGCAUUUCUUGACAUUACCAUGCAGUUUUCUGAAUUCCAAAAGCAUGCUAUCUGAGGCAAAGUGUCUUUCGUUAAUGUUUAUAAAAUUCUCCCACUUUCAGGUUUUGUAUAACAGCCUUUCAAGGAGCCUACCUCCAAUACAAUUCCUUUUCUGAGCUUGGGUGCCAAGAACUACAGAUUUGUUCUGGGUGGUCAAGCUGACCACUGUCCGUUCAUUCAUUUAUCUGUUCAGCUGCUUGAUUCUUUUCUGAAUUAGAGGUAAAAGUACAUUUAAAAUUUACUUAUUUAGCAUUCGUUGAGUAGUCUACUGUGUGCUAGGUACUGUUGAUACAAAAGUAAAUAAUACAUACACCCCACCGCAGAUAGGAUUACAAUUUAGUGAAGAAAAUUUAUAAAUGAGUCACAUUACCAUGUGACAAAUGCUGUAACAGAUAGAAAAAAAGAACUGUAAAGCACAAAGCCUAAAGCAAUCAACUGUGCAUUCAGGAGCCUGAAAAUGCAUUUGAAGUGAAUCUGGAAGAAUAAGUAAGUACAGAAGAGAGCGAAAAGUAUUCCAGGUUUAAGGAAUAGCAUAUGCAAGUUCCUGUUGUGUGAAAAGAAUGGUGAGAGGUUCAGUGUGGCUGGAAAAUAGUAUGUAUGAGAGAAUGAUAAAUGAAACUGGGAAGAUGGAUGGGGCCAAAGGAGAAAAGGCUACUUUCUUCAGGGUGACUCAAAGGACAUCAAGCAGUGUUACGGUAUAAACAGUACUUUUUGAAACUUUUAUAAUUUUGAUUGCAAAAGUAAUAUACACUCAUAAAAACGUUUGAGAAAAUAAGUUACUCAUAAUUUCACAUUAAAUGAA